This is a messenger RNA of Candoia aspera, 3566 nucleotides long. It is a transcript of the gene DPYSL5, whose product is annotated as dihydropyrimidinase like 5. The record is from RefSeq and is a predicted model, not a curated record. The transcript has 13 exons. Gene Ontology annotation, molecular function: hydrolase activity, acting on carbon-nitrogen (but not peptide) bonds. The coding region runs from base 108 to 1802 and encodes 564 amino acids. Lineage: Eukaryota; Metazoa; Chordata; Lepidosauria; Squamata; Candoiidae. Gene Ontology annotation, cellular component: cytoplasm.
CAGCCUCGCUCGGAGGGAAGCAGGUGAACGCGGGCAGCAGUAGGGCGAGGACGAUCGGCGGCGGACUAGCUAGCCAGAGGGCACUGGGAACAACCAUCGCGGGAACCAUGCUUGCCAACGCUGCCAUAAUGAGGAUCCUCAUCAAAGGGGGGAAAGUGGUGAAUGAUGACUGCACCCUUGAAGCUGAUGUUUAUAUUGAGAAUGGCAUCAUACAGCAGGUGGGCCGUGAACUCAUGAUCCCUGGCGGGGCCAAAGUCAUAGAUGCCACUGGCAAGCUGGUGAUCCCUGGUGGUAUUGAUACCAGUACCCACUUCCACCAGACCUUCAUGAAUGCAACCUGUGUGGAUGAUUAUUACCAUGGCACAAAGGCAGCCCUGGUUGGGGGCACCACCAUGGUUAUCGGACAUGUACUUCCAGAUAAAGAUACUUCCCUUCUAGAUGCUUAUGAGAAGUGUCGCAGCCUGGCUGACCCAAAGGUGUGCUGUGAUUAUGCCCUGCACAUGGGCAUCACCUGGUGGGCACCUAAGGUAAAAUCAGAAAUGGAAACUUUGGUUCGAGAGAAAGGGGUCAACUCCUUCCAGAUGUUCAUGACAUACAAAGACUUGUACAUGCUCCGGGACAGUGAGCUCUACCAGGUGUUCCGUGCUUGCAAAGAUAUUGGAGCCAUUGCACGUGUUCAUGCUGAGAAUGGCGAGCUAGUGGCUGAGGGGGCCAGGGAAGCUCUGGAUUUGGGCAUCACUGGUCCAGAGGGAAUUGAGAUCAGCCGACCAGAAGAGCUAGAGGCUGAAGCCACACAUCGUGUCAUCACCAUUGCUAAUCGGACUCACUGCCCUGUCUAUCUGGUCAACGUUUCUAGCAUGUCAGCCGGGGAUGUUAUAGCCACAGCCAAAAUGCAAGGGAAGGUUGUGUAUGCAGAGACCACCACAGCACACACUACAUUAACAGGCUUGCACUACUAUCACCAGGACUGGUCCCAUGCAGCAGCCUAUGUCACGGUGCCACCCUUGCGGCUAGACACCAACACUUCCACCUACCUCAUGAGUUUGCUUGCCAAUGACACUGUGAAUGUUGUGGCCUCUGAUCACCGGCCUUUCACCACUAAACAGAAGGCAAUGGGGAAGGAAGACUUCACUAAGAUCCCCCAUGGAGUCAGUGGCGUACAGGACCGUAUGGCUGUCAUCUGGGAGCGUGGGGUGGUAGGGGGCAAGAUGGAUGAGAACCGCUUUGUUGCAAUCACCAGCUCUAAUGCUGCCAAGAUCUACAACCUGUACCCUCGCAAGGGCCGCAUCAUUCCUGGAGCCGAUGCAGACGUAGUCGUGUGGGACCCUGAGGCCACCAAGACCAUCUCAGCCAGCACCCAGGUCCAGGGUGGUGAUGUGAACCUGUACGAGAACAUGCGCUGCCAUGGGGUACCCCUGGUUACUAUCAGCCACGGGCGUGUUGUCUACGAGAACGGGGUCUUUAUGUGCGCUGAAGGCACCGGCAAGUUCUGCCCUCUCCGCUCCUUUCCAGACUCUGUGUACAAGAAACUGGUGCAGCGAGAAAAGAGUUUAAAGCUUAAAGGCGUGGACCGCACCCCAUAUCUGGGGGACGUAGCCAUGGUUGUGCACGCUGGGAAAAAAGAGACGGGGACACCACUUGCAGACACCCCCACUCGGCCGGUCACAAGACAUGGGGGCAUGAGGGACCUCCACGAGUCCAGUUUCAGCCUUUCCGGUUCUCAAAUCGAUGACCAUGUUCCAAAGCGAGCUUCGGCCCGGAUUCUCGCUCCCCCCGGAGGCAGGUCUAGUGGCAUUUGGUAGCUGCCCUCCAGACUUGUCCCCCAACUAAGGACACCAUCUCCACCCCCACCUGCCUGGCUGCCACCAACACCCUGCAAGCUCAAGGCAGCCACACUUUUCACCGGAGCCACUGACACGGGCAAGCGCUCUGCUGCCUGCACCCAAUGCCAUGCCCUGCGGAGCCCACUGCCCCCCUCUGUGGGAAUGAGACGAUGGGGCCCUAUCCCUCUCCUCACCCCACAGCUGCACUAAGUGCUGGGUGAUGCACUGAGGGAGGGCCUGCCUUUGUUCCUAGAGAAGGGUGGGAGCUUCCCCACGUACUGUGGGGGAGAGGGGGGCUGCCCUGGGGAGGGGACAGGACCAAGGGGGCCUGUCUGUGCCGGUUCCUUUCUGUUUUGCACGUUGGGUUUUUGGAUAAGUGACAUUUUGACUUGUUUGUGCAUCACGUGGAAAAAAAUUCUGAAAUAAAGGUGCUUUGUGUACUAGCAGUAGGAUAGAAGGGGGAGGUGUGGGCCAGGCUAGGGUGGGGCUCAGCUGGGCUGGAGGACAGAGGUCCCCAUUCAGGCAUUGUACUUACUGUGCAAGGGAAGAGGGUCAGCCAAGAAUUACCCGGAGUAGACAAGCCGCCUUUCUCUCUGUCAUCUCAUAGGACAAUGCCACUAACAACUGUGGGCUUCUGCCCCUUUGUUCAGGUUUGCUCCAUAUCCUCAACUGAAAGCUCUCGAGAGGACUGGUAUAGCAGAAGAUGGCCAAGCUCAAAUGGUGCCCCUUUCUUCUGUACCCCACCAAGUAAAAUGAGUUGUUGGGCACACUCAGUUAUAGGAGAAAGAGCUGUCCUCCUGGCUCCCGUUGGAAAAUAUAGUCUUCUGUUAGAGUGGGAGGAGGGUAGCAGCCAAGAUGUUUUGUCUUGCUCUUCCCAUUGACCUAUAUCAGACAGGGGUUGUCUUCUUGUCCCAUUCUUUGUAGCUUUCUUCUUUUACAAUACUGGAAUAUCCUGAAGCUUUUCUAUUCCCAAUCUCUUAGAAGUCUCCAUCCAAGGAGAGGUCUUGGCCUGUCCAAGUGUAUCAGCCUCUUGGCCAUAAUCCUAGCCCAUUCUGCCUGAAGGUAGGGUGAAAGAACAGCAGAACCUAGCUGCUCUGUCCCCUUAGUGCCUCUUGAUGAGGGUCUUGCAGAGGAAGAGCUGCCAGAGCAGAGGUUGAUUCUCUUGAAGGGGUGCAUGCAUGACAACCCCAUCAGUGCUGGCAACAGAAAGGGAUGGUGUGGGAUGGCCGAACCAGCUUCUCCGUCCACUCACAGCAGCCACCUUCUCUGCCCUGAGCUUGGAGAUAAAGGAUUCCUUUAACUGUUUCAGUGAGACAGUAUUUCUCCUCUUCAUGCUGAGGGAUGGAGGGAGUUCCUAUCUGAGCUAUUCACUGGCCUUUCAAGCCAGAGGAUAUCUUGAGACAAGCCUUGCACGCUCUGAAACCUCCCUCCAUUCCUCUCUCAACCUGAUGGUGCUAACCUGCCCCACUGGCUGACUGUUGGGGCCGAUGAAGUCCCUGUUUCCCCACCCUCGGCCCACUGACACCUCCCUCUGAAAUAGCGUGAAAUGUGAACUGUUCCUUGUGCACUUUUCCCUCAAUAGUUGGUACCCAUAGGUGUAUGAGGCCGGGUGGCCAGGCGUGACGGAGUCCUCAGCUCCCAGGACCGCAUUGGAGGACUCGGCUUGUGAGCGCAGCCAGCCCUGCCCUGUUACAUGUUGGAAUAGUCUUGUAAUGACUGUUUUAGCACCUGCAGUGCAUAUGU